Leptosia nina is the source of this 3318-nucleotide messenger RNA. NCBI's taxonomy places the organism in Eukaryota, Metazoa, Arthropoda, Insecta, Lepidoptera, Pieridae. The record is from the annotation of a GenBank genome assembly.
AUGCCGGGAAAUAAAGUCUACACAUUGAAUCUUCAGUCUUGUAUAAGUGUUGAUUACAAGCUACAGAGUAGAUUGAUAGGUGAGAAGGCGAGGCGGAAGGUGGCGGCCGGCGGGCGGUCAGUCAGUGCCGAGUCGUCGUGGAGGCUGUACGCCAUGGCUGCGCUCUCUCUCCUCCUCGCCGUAGCACUUGCAGGGGCCAGCGACGCUAUCGAUAACAUUUUUAAUAUACAUAAAUCUAGCAGUCAUGGUAAAGUGGAACUGCCGCCAGGAUGCCUGUACGAUGGGAGGUGGUAUGACGAUGGCGCUUCAGUUCGCACACGCGAAGCUUGCCUCGUGUGCGCCUGCGCAAGCGGUGCAUUGUCAUGUCGGCGUCGCACCUGUGCCCCAUUGCCCGAACCACCGCCUCGUUGUCAUACGUUACAUCGCCGUGGAGACUGUUGUCCUCAUAUACAUUGUCCAGAUGGUGUUAUUUUCAAAGGACCAGAAGCCAUUUUGGAAGAUAAAUUAAUCAGCCGUCCAGACUCAGUUGGAUUAGCACUUCCCGCUUGUGUUGAGGGAGGUACGGUGUACGCCGCGGGAUCAGCGAUGAGCUCCAACACAGCCUGUGAGCAAUGCUUCUGCUUAGGCGGAACUCGACGUUGCGUGCGUCCUCAAUGCUUGCCUCCGCCUAGCAGGUGCCAUCCUCGACCCGCGCCAGGGGCUUGCUGUCCUCAGCGGUUUUACUGUGACCACCCUCCCACUAUCCCACCCACGGAAAAGAAUGAACAUGAUUGUAAAACACCUGACGGUUUAUGGAUAGAGGAAGGAAAAUCGGUGAAAUCAAUGGAAGACCCUUGUACGCAAUGCUUUUGCUUGCGAGGAACAAUCCAAUGUCAACACAUGUCUUGUUCGCCUAACUUACUAGGAUGCAAGCCACUCGUUCAACCUGGGCAAUGCUGCCCACACCAGUAUCAGUGCGCUCACACAAAGCAAGCAACGGUGUAUAAUCUUUAUGAUCACGUUGGAAAUUUUUUGGAGCCAGUUCGUAACGAAGAUAGGUCGUUUCAUCCUUCUAAAUCUACGAAAAGGGAAACUACUAUCAAAUCUCUCAGUACAGUAAUGGACAGAACAUCGAAACCAAGCAAUAACAUAAUUCCUGCUACAGCAAGUAGCGAUAAAAGUACGACGCUACAAGAAAAUGAAAGCACCGUUAUAACUGAAAGUACGCAAACAGUAGACGAUAUACUCAAAGAUUCCACUACAGUCACAGAGGCAAGUACAACUGAGGAGCUCCCUGAUAGUUCUACCACAGAACAACCUGAGAAUUCUGUAAAAAUUAUGGUUAAUGGUACCAUUAAUUGUACAGCUGAAUUAUCCUCCACGUCUCUAUAUAAUAUCACUAGCAUAAACGAUACAUUGAAAAUGCACGCGGAGAUACAACCGCGUAUACCUUUUAUCGACAGCAUUGAGGUGGAAUCACACACAUUUCCAGCAAACGAGCUGAUAACAGAAAGAAAUCAUGAUGAGCUUGAUGAAACAGAAAGCUUCGUAAUAAACGUAACCAGUUCUUUAAGAACGAACACCACCUUCCCUUCAAUUUUAUCAACCUCAACCACGGUGUUGCCUAAGACUGCUCUACCGAUUUUAGCCGAUACGCACAACAUAACGAAGAAAACCAAAGACGACGCAGAUUAUGAUUAUAAUGAACCGACAUUGCCACCGUCACUUCCAAAUUUAAAGAUUAUUCCUUUUGUGGCAGCAGACGCCGUCGUAGAGGAAGAUUUGUCGCCAAAAGAAAAUUUAUAUUCAACUAUAGAGAGGGAAGAUAAAUUUCCAGUUUAUUAUCCGAGUAUGACACGCCGUGAAGAUAUCUAUAAACCCAAUCAGUACCCAGUGUUUACAAAUAAAGAAAAUGUCAAAUAUUCCCUACCACAUCAGCUGUCAGAAUUAUAUACAACUAAAGUAAAGGAUGUUGAAAAGCCUAUAGAGAUCACAGUAGGCACAUCUUUUAAGAAUACAAAAGAAAAUAAACCUGAGCAUAACUCACCUUUAAUUGAAAAUAUGGCUGUAGAGACUCCUGCCAUAAACUUAUUUUCACCGCCUGUCGAAACAGAGGGAGGAUUUGUACCAAAAAGCCCUAAUAUGAUAGACGAUUUCUAUGCAGUAUUUUCCAGUACAACUCAGGGGCCAAUUAUUCCCCAUCUUACUACAUCUAUGCAAAUAGAUAAUAAAGACGAUUGUGUAACAAGUGACGGUCGAAAAAUCACUGAAGGCGAUAAUGUGAAGCAGGCAUGUUCUAUCUGUACUUGCGCCUGGGGAGAGUUGCACUGUUCCCCUCAACCCUGUGAUAUCCCUCGAGGUUGCUUCCGCCGACCCACUGUAGGUGACCCAUGUUGUGGGAACCUUGUUUGUGAACAGGGAAAUCAUUCGGUGGUAACUGAUCAGAUUGAAGGAAAUAAUGGCACAGAUAUUAUUUUAGAAGAUGAGAGUAAUAAUAGCAAUGUUAACCAAGCGACCAACAGUUUUGUGGAUCCAGUGCAGAUAAGCAUAACUACCUCUACCUCAGUCGACCUCAGCAGUGUGACAACCGAUGAAUCAAAACUUAGAGAACAUAACGAAACGUCGAUUCAACCUAUAAAUGGAAUUAAAACUACUACAGUACAGACAACUAAAACUGAUAAGCCACAAGAAGUUCAUAAUGGAAACGUAAGUGACACCAAUACACAAUCGCAAGAGUACGAGGAUGAAGAAGACGAUGAAGGAUUCUCAUUAGGCAGUGUUUUACAACUACUCCUGAGCGAGACGUAUGAACCCACCACGGCUAUACCGUUUAAGAAAAUGCCACCGCGCACCGCAAGUUCACCAAAGCCACCAACCACUACAACGUCGCCCGUAACAACGUCUACUGCGAAACCGGCACCGUCACAUUUUAUUCCAACGAAGCAGUAUUCCUUCGUCCCCCCAAAAAAACUGAACUCCGUGAACAGGAUAGACCAUCUAGUGCUCGGAGAAGCGACCGCUAUUAAAAGAACAAGCACGCGAUCGACGACUACCAAGCCUAUCGUUACGACGAGAAAACUUUACGUUAAACCUACGCCGCGUCCAUUGAGUACAAAAACAGUAGAAAUCACAAGCAAGGGACAAGUAGGGCAAGCCGUAGAUGUGUCAAAGCCUCCGAAUGUGAUCCCGGGUCUUUUGCCGGGUUUGCCGAAACUAGCAGGGUGUAACAUAUAUGGGCGAAUGUACCGUGUGGGCAGAAUCAUCUCGGAACUAUCGACUCCUUGCCAAGAAUGCAAAUGUACGGAGCUCGGUGUUCAGUGUAGGCAAUUAACGUGUUAA